Messenger RNA from Talaromyces atroroseus, 3684 nucleotides. RefSeq lists its product as hypothetical. Bases 1 to 3684 code for a protein of 1227 amino acids. The transcript has a single exon. Gene Ontology annotation, molecular function: ATPase inhibitor activity; protein-folding chaperone binding. The record is from RefSeq and is a predicted model, not a curated record. Gene Ontology annotation, cellular component: cytoplasm. Lineage: Eukaryota; Fungi; Ascomycota; Eurotiomycetes; Eurotiales; Trichocomaceae.
AUGCUGGGCCGCUUGCUGAGUACAUUCAGCCCGGGUGCGUACUCAUCACGGAAUCCCGCUGUCUUAGAGUCCGUCACCGAAGAGGAGCACACGUCCGGACUACUCUUCCCUGAUCCUCGCCUUCUCCACCGAUCCUCCAAUUCCGCACAUGCUUUCCAGACGAGUUUCAAUUCCCCCAAUGCUUCAAGCGCCGGUGGAUAUGAUGACCGCGGAGGACUGGAUCUGGAUUCGAUAAAGGAUUUUCGGAUCAUAAUUGCGCAAAAUGCAAUUGGCGACCGAGAUGAGCCAUGCAUUCUGCUUGACUCCAGAGGUACUUCUAACCCGGCGGCACAAGGUUUGGGCUUGGAUCCCCUGGUUUUUGACUCGUUAGGUGGCCGGCACUCUCGGACAUCAAGUUUGUCCAAAGGGCCUUCUCGGAGAGGGUCUAUACAAACAGCUCAAUCUCCACUAAUUGACAAUGGCUCACUCUCACAAGCCGCAAGUGCUCGCAAAAUCCCCCCUUCACCAAUGCAUGCUGGCGCUUUUAGUCGUGCACGUGGUCGGAGUUCCAUCAGUUCUGUAGUAUCCACUGGUGAAGGCAUCCUUGAGCCUUACCACAAUCGGAUAACCCCGGAAAACAGCGAUACGGGAUUGCUCAAUUGUAUCUUUGGAAGUAGCGCUUUUAGCUACAGAGGCUCUUCGACGAAAAUGCACAUCCUAUCAACGGAUUCUGAACCAGAAGGAACCACGGCGUUGUCACCCUCUCCUCGUGAAGUUGAUACGCUAGUUGCUCGAAAUGCUUCUCGCAAUCCACUCGCACGGACUUAUUCCACGGGAGCUCAGCCGAAUGUGGGCUAUUUUGUAGAUCGACACCAGGACAACAAGUCAUCUCGAGUUACUAUUCUGAUUACCAGAAUGUUCAGCGUGAACCUACCAGAAUCGAGGGACAGUUCCAUCGAGUCCCCGGACGUUCCAAACUCAUUGUCCAUGGAUGGCUUGGCGGACAACGGAUUCCCGUUCCCGGAUCUCAAUAGACGUCGCAAAGCCAAGGAGAAGAAAACACCCAUGUAUGCGGUAGCCAUCACCGUCCAAAUUCCGUUGGCAGCGCGAAACAGUGCCCGACCGAUGUCACGGCUCAGCACUCAAGUCUCCGACAGCCAUAAACAAAUGUCGUUCUCGUUGGACUCGGAUCCACAUUGGAGCAGUGCUUUCCUAGACGACAGACCUUCCCAGUAUGCUAACCUAGAUGACAGGCUUGACCUCCUAGUGGAUCGCUGGGAUGUGAUUACCAGAACAUUGACGUAUCUGGAGAAGCUGGCUAGAUAUGAAAUAUUGAUACUGCUGAAGAAAGUUGACGCCCAAGCAGCCAGUGCACCAAAGCCCAUGAAGAUGCCAAAUAUGCAGAGGACAAACCAGACGAUCAUUCAACUCCGACCAAAUGUUCUUGCCCACAACAGUAAGCUCAAAGAAGAACUAUUACUAAAUGCCCAGAGAAUCUCAGCAGCUCUGCGCAUACCUCGUGUUGUUCUCGGACAGAGUCGAUGGGGCGUAUGGCGUGAUGAGGCCCGUUGGAUCGCGCGUCUUAUGGCUGAUAAGGAGCAUGGAUUGUUUUUCCUCGUCCUCAUUACAUCUUUCCUGGGGAACCAUACAGAGUGGCUAAAUACCCUUGGACCAGAGUGGUACCGCAGACGCCAUCAAAUGCAGCAGAAAGCACAGCAAGAUUCUGAGCCGACGAUCGCUAACCGCACUUUGAUCAUAUCAGACAAUAAAAUGGUUGCAAGGCGUCUGAUCUUUAUUCUGUCUGCUUUUCUGCCUGCCAAAAACCGCCUUGACCAUGUAAAUUCACCCUUGCGUCCAGGAACAUCAACCUCGACGCGGCCGCUUUCUCAGAGUCCUCCGUCUUUUCCUCUCCUGCGGCAAGAAUCUCUUCGUCGUAGAAUCAAUCGGAAAGCACGCGCCCAGAGACUGAAUGCCGAGGACUCUGAUAGCCGACACCAGAGAUCUGUCAGUGCUUCAUCUAGCGAAACUACACACAGGGCCACUGAGGAAUCGGACACUGCCCCUCAAGCUGAACCGGCAUAUUCACAUAAUCGAAGAGGCUCUGACGUCCGCUCUAUCAGAACAGUUGGCUUACCGAUAAAUCCUAAUGAAGCCCGCACGCGAGCUACGACGUCCACAACAACAGACGAUUCGGCUGUUCCUGUUCCUUACUUCGCAUCUCGUCAACAGUUUCCACAUGACCAACCUAAUUCAACAAGGAUCGACGAGAUCGACAGCUAUGCUUCGGCGAAGCUCCUACAAAACUUGCGCCGAAGUGAAACCUCGAGCACCAAUUCUGACGGAACAAAUCCCGCAACUGGUACUAAAUGGGUUGGUAAUAUCUUUUCCGGGCUUUGGCCCGGACGCACAGAUUCCUUUGGUGACACCGAGGGAACGAUCUCAACUCGGCGACGCUCCCUGGCACAGCAACCAUCAGAACGUCGUCGUUCGGAAGCGCAAAGUGAACAGAGCAGUAAAAGCCGCUUGCCGUCGAACGCAUCCGCAACAGAUGUACCAUCAAAAUCCCUUUCGGCAACAGAAACCAUUUCCAUCCCAGGCUCAUCAACAAGUGCAAGAGACUCACUCGAUCAGAAUGAACCAGAGAUGGCCUCUAAUGAUCAUGUAAAGGACUCACCCUUGAAACUCUCGGUUCAAGGCGAUGACGGAAUAGUCGAUGUUGAUCUUCCAUUGCGUGGCUUUUUGUCUCUAUCGUCAUCCAAUGAUUCUACGAUAGCAUCCCCUAAGAAGGCACGAACUUCAAUCACAAGCAUGGAUGCCGGAGGAUCAAUCCACAGCAGCUUCUCUAAUAUGAAUUCUAACAUUCGGGAUGCGGAUGGGCCGACAUUGCACGUUGCGGGCUGGCUGAAGAACUUCCAUGAGGAUUUCCUGCUUCAGGCAGUGCGGCCGUAUCACGGCAUCGAGGCUGAUGUUAAACGUGCGAUGCUAGCUGAACCUCAUUUACACGCAUCUACUGCCAGCGUCGAUGGUGAGAACACCAAUAACAACGAUCGAUGGCUGGAGGUUGCUAGUACCCUCAUUGCCGACACGCGUACAUUUACAGUGAAACGACUGCGUCUUUUACGUAGAGGCAUCGCUAAUUAUGCCACUACUCCUUCACCGCUUACGCCUCGGCAAGCGCCCGAAAAUUCCUCCUCUGGUCAUCUGGCCGGCUUUUUUUCUAACGGACGGCCACAGAAGAACUCAGCUGCAGCGUUUGUUGGUUUAGUUGACCCCUAUGAUACCGAGUACAAAUUUAUUGAAGAACCCGUCAUGGAUGUCGAUGGAACACUGGUUGACGCAGUUGAACGAGUUUUGAUACACAGCGGCCAGUCAUCCUUGGCACACUCUAGGACUCCCUCACCGCAUAGGAAUUCACGCUUAGACGAGCGAUCAUCCGAUGAUACUGCCAGCGCUCAUCAUGCCCCUGCGCAUAUCCAUGCCGUCGAAGUGCCCCGGAAUGAGUGUCGUAAGACCGUGCUCGGCGCGCUUGAAGAAAUUGCUCGAAGCGUAAUGGAGACUCAUUGUCGUGAUGAUGGUGAUGUUGACUUUGUCGGCGGAGAUUAUUCAAUAGACAAGGAUGGGCGACGCCGCACUACCAUAAUCCAGGACAAUACUCUGCGUGAGGGAGUUCGCAAAUGGCUUCUCGAUAUUGAAGAGGCUUUAUGA